Naegleria gruberi is the source of this 1308-nucleotide messenger RNA. RefSeq lists its product as uncharacterized. NCBI's taxonomy places the organism in Eukaryota, Heterolobosea, Eutetramitea, Acrasida, Naegleriidae. Gene Ontology annotation, molecular function: FAD binding; protein-disulfide reductase activity; thiol oxidase activity. The coding region runs from base 1 to 1308 and encodes 435 amino acids. The record is from RefSeq and is a predicted model, not a curated record. Gene Ontology annotation, cellular component: endoplasmic reticulum; endoplasmic reticulum membrane. Gene Ontology annotation, biological process: protein folding in endoplasmic reticulum. The transcript has 2 exons.
AUGAUUAAUGUGUCGUAUUGUAUUGGAUUGGAGGAUUUGUUGAAAAUUAAACCAUCAACAUAUGUUUUUGGAUCGGAUCAAAUUUUGGAAGAUGCUAAUUGUACAAUUGCCUCAAUAGAGCAAAAUAAUAAUGAAAAGAUUUUCCCAAUACUUAAGGAAUUGGUUUCUAAACAAUUCUUUAAAAUUUUCAAAGUUGACCUUUCUAGUCCUUGUCCCUUCUGGGCAAUGAAAAAAGUAUGCACAGGAAAAGGUGGAUGUUCUGUUUGUGAAUGUGAUGAAAAUGAAAUACCAAUAUCUUGGAAAAAAUCAACACCUAUACUUACGGAUAAGGUGAAUAAGUUUUUGGGGUUGAGUUCUCAAGGAAAAAAGGUACAAAAGUGGCAAGAUGAGGAUAUUGAUUGUUGGACAAAGAAAGAAGGAGAUGGAGCAAAGCUUACAUAUAUUAAUCUUUUGAGGAAUCCAGAAACUAGAACAGGAUAUUCUGGUGAGGAAGCUUCCAGAGUUUGGAACGCUAUUUAUGGAGUUAACUGUUUUGUGAAUAGAAAUUUAAAUGACAUGUGCUUUGAGGAACGAGUUUUUUACAAAUUAAUUUCAGGACUCCACAUCUCCAUCACAAUGAAAAUCGCCAGAUAUUACACUCUCAAGUUUGGUCAUGAUGAGAAUCCAACCUAUGAUUCCUACACUCCUAACUAUGAAAUGUUUGAAAAGGCUAUUUUGCCAUUCCCUGAUCGUGUAAAGAAUUUAUAUUUUUUGUACACUUUUACUUUGAGAGCCCUUCAAAAGGCAGCACCAUUCUUAAAGUCAUACAAUUUUAAUACUGAAAAUGAAAUGGAAGAUUUGGAAACUUCAGCCUUAAUGUCCAAACUCUUGGAAAACAAAAUGUGUGGAAUUGCUUUUGAUGAAAAACAAAUGUUCAAGAGUGAAGAAAUGGCUGAUUUGAGAACUCAAAUGAAGGCAUCAUUUAGAAAUAUUUCCUCAAUUAUGGAUUGUGUUGCAUGUGAAAAAUGCAAAAUGUGGGCUAAAUUAGAUGUUUUGGGAUUGGCCACUGCUCUCAAGAUUAAUUUGGAUGGUGAUCAUGUCUUCCACACAUUGCAAAGAAAUGAAAUUGUUGCCUUGAUCAACUCAUUCAAACAACACUCUCAAUCCAUCUAUAAUUAUCAUGAAAUGAUUACCUAUCACAAUAGAAAACAAUACGCACCUCUCAUAGCUGUUGUUUAUGGCGCAAUUGUUGGUAUUGCUGUUUUAUUGUUGGGCGUCAGUUUCUUUAGAAAACAAAAACCAGAAGAAAAUAAAGAGAAAAAGGAUUAA